Messenger RNA from Drosophila miranda, 921 nucleotides. It is a transcript of the gene sing, whose product is annotated as protein singles bar. Gene Ontology annotation, cellular component: membrane. NCBI's taxonomy places the organism in Eukaryota, Metazoa, Arthropoda, Insecta, Diptera, Drosophilidae. The coding region runs from base 135 to 815 and encodes 226 amino acids. The record is from RefSeq and is a predicted model, not a curated record. The transcript is spliced from 3 exons.
CACACAGUGGUUCGAACAGAGCUCUCAAAGCGAUGCAGACGCAGACGCAGACAUGCAGCGCAGACGCAUAGCCACUUCUGGCACCACUGUACGCUUGCGCCGCUUGGGGCAGGCAGGAGAGCGGCUGCCGCCAGAUGUGUCUAAUUAUAGACGACCCCAGACCUAGGCGCAGUCUCAUCCCUUGUGGCAUUGUCUUGUGGCAGAGUCUGUGCUGUUCUGUUCGGUUCAGAGAACAGUUGGAAAUAGGCUCGCGGCAAAGGAGCAGCACAGCACCUACGUACACAAUGUCUUCGUUUGGAAUGCGUGGCAUGAGUCAGCCGCUGGGCAUCAGGAUCUGCUGCUGCCGCGUCUGUACGUGCAUCAACUUUGGCUUUGUGCUGUCGCGGGUGGGACUGCUCAAGCUGAUGCAACUGGGCCUGGCCAUGCUCUGCGAGGGCCUCCUGAUACGCUACGGUGUGCCCUAUGCCGAUUCCAUUGGCCAGGCGCUCACCAGCUUUCUGGCCACCACAGGACACUGCUUCACCACGACGGGCAUACUGCUCCUGUGCUAUGGAUUCUCGGAGAAGUCAUACGGCCUCAUUCGACAAUCACUGUUUGAGACCCUGUUCAAUGGUCUUGCAGCGUGCAUGUACUUCAGCUCCUCCAGCUACAUGGGAUUCGCGUGCGUUGUGUGGCUGCAUCCGCAGUUCUUGGUGCGUCCCGGCUUCUGGGCAUAUCCGGCCAUGACCGCCUGCUAUUACAUGGGCUAUGCGGCGGGACUGCUGCAUGCAAUCGAUGCCUUUCUGGCCUUCAAGCACUUCAGGGGAGCGCGCUAAGGGGCGCUAGAGUCUCUUAUGGGGGUUUGAGAUUAAAGCAUUUAUAUUUUCUAAGGCACACUUUUCCUUCGGUUAGAGUUUUCACAUUAAAAUCGCAUAAAACGUA